GCAGCGGCGGCGCGCAUGCGCUCUCGCGCGGCGGAAGGCGCUCGGCGGAGAGCUUCCGGUGCGGGCAGCGGGCGGGAGGAGGAGGAGGAGGAGGAGGAGGAGGAGGGGAUGAUGGCGGCAGGGCCCGGGCCGCGCAUCUGCGAGGGGGAGUGCGCCGUGCUGAAGCGGGGGGACGUCUUCAAGGCGGUGGCCGUGCUGCGGAGGAGGAAAAUUAUUUUUGAGAAGCAGUGGUUCUAUCUGGACAAUGCCAUCGGACAUAUUUACGGGACUACGUUUGAAGUAACCAGUGGAGGAAACCUGCAGCCAAGGCGAGAGGUGGAAGAAACUACGCCAGACACAAAAGAAGCAGGUACAGAUAAUCGUAACAUAGUUGACGAUGGAAAGUCUCAAAAACUGACUCAUGAUGACAUAAAGGCUUUGAAGGACAAGGGUAUUAAAGGACAGGAAAUUGUUCAACAGUUAAUAGAGAACAGUACAACAUUCCGAGACAAAACAGAAUUUGCUCAAGAUAAAUACAUAAAGAAGAAGAAAAAAAAAUAUGAGGCUGUUAUUACAAUCGUAAAACCAUCCACUCGCAUUCUUUCAACAAUGUAUUACGCAAGGGAACCUGGAAAAAUUAACCAUUUGCGUUAUGACACGCUAGCCCAGAUGCUGACUUUGGGAAACAUCCGUGCUGGCAACAAAAUGAUUGUAAUGGAAACAUGUGCAGGCCUUGUGCUGGGCGCUGUGAUGGAGCGAAUGGGAGGCUAUGGAUCCAUUAUUCAGAUGUAUCCAGGAGGGGGACCUGUUAGAGCUGCCACCAGCUGUUUUGGGUUUCCAAAACUUUUUUUCAAUAAUCUUCAUGAAUUUCCUCUCAGCAAAGUGGACAGUCUUCUCUCUGGGACGUUUUCGACAGAGAUGCUACCUUCAGAAUUUGACGAUAAUGCACUAGUGGAAGAAGAAAGCAAUGGGCUGAUUGACGAGAAGCAGACUUCUAUACAGGAAACAGAAGAGGAACCUAUUACUGCCACAGCUAUGGAGGUCAACCAAACAGAAGAGCAAGAAGCAAUGGACAUUAACGCUGAAGAUGUAGAAUUUAAAGAUAACAAAGAAAAAGACAAUAAAGAAAAUGUUCGGGAAAAACAAAGAAAACAGUGGGAGAGAAGGAAAAAGCUAAUAGAAGCUGCUGCUCUCUUGAGAGAGAAGAAUGCGGAUGGCUUAAUUGUAGCCAGCAAGUUUCAUCCCACUCCUUUAUUACUUUCUUUAUUGGAGUUUGUUGCUCCUUCAAGGCCUUUUGUUGUCUACUGCCAGUAUAAAGAGCCCUUAUUAGAGUGUUACACAAAACUGAGAGAAAGAGGCGGUGUUAUUAACUUAAAAUUGUCCGAAACCUGGCUACGAAACUACCAGGUCUUACCAGAUCGAAGCCAUCCAAAACUGACAAUGAGCGGAGGUGGAGGGUACCUUCUGUCUGGUAUAACUGUUGUGCUGGAGAAGGGCAAAUCUGAUUCCAGUAAUUUAGAAGCACUGAAGAUAGAGGAGCCAUCAUCUAAAAGAUGCAAAGUUCAAGACCUUCAGUGUUAACAUUUGAAGAAUUGAUUUGUUUUUUAGAUCUCAGGAGAUACAUGGUUAGUAAAAUAACAAAUACACUUUCUGUGUUCUUGACAGCACAGGAACAGUACCUGUCAUACAUCUGUCAGCAAAAAGCAGGAUUGAGCGGUAGGGAGAAUUGCCUCUCUCUCUACCAGUUUACAUGAUCAGAAUUAGAAGAAGAACCCGUGAAAGCAAACCUGUGUCCAGCACCACACUGAAAGCACUCUAACUUCAAAAAGACCUUCUGGUGAUCAGGAUGAGAAACUAACAUGGAGAUAAGACAAAGCAUCAGUGAAAGCACUCUUUUUGUUUGUUGCCAGAAGUGGAUAUGAUUAAAAAGGUUGAGUCUGAAUCAACCCACGUAAUUUAGCUUCCAUUUUCCCAGAACAGCACCAGGGUAAACGUUCUACGUAGUGAUCUCCUUCUUCGGAUACUGAAACCUGCAAUGUUCAUUAAUCUAAGGAAGUGGAAUAAAUGGCAAAAAUCAUACGCUUUUCUUUCCAAAGGAACAAUAAAAAGAGAAUACCAGAACUUUACAGCAUGACUCCAUGUGUCCUGAAAUAAAUACGGAAGAAAGUGUAUGGUCAUAAAUUAAAUACCAAAUAUUUAAACAGUGUCUCUGUUAGUAUUGUCUGUCAUUUUCCUGAGAGGAGUUAUGUUUUUAAGAUACGACAGUUUUGAAAACUGCUAUAUGUAUAUUUAUUUUACAGUUCUGUUCUUUCAUGAUGUGUAGCUUUUUAUUUUUUAACUUUGCAUUUGACAUUUGAAUUAAACUACAGGAUGUAUUUCCUAAGGAGAUUUCUUUUUCUUGAUUUUCCCUCUUUUUACGAAAUCAGGUAGAGGAUUUAGGAGAAGAAUACCCUUGCAGGUCACAUUCUGUUAAACCCCUAGGUGGGAGCCAGCAGGACUGGGCUUCCUGUCUUGAACCUUACUCCUCGAUCAAAAUCUGGAGCUUUGGGUUGAAGUUCUUAGACUUCAUGAAGCUAUGAUAUUCUGUGUAUUAGUAAGACUGAUGCUCUUUUAGGGCACUGAUGUGCAUAAACUGAUCUGAAAAGUGUGUUUUGCCCCUCUUACCUUUCACUACAAUUUAAACAUUGUAAAUCAUGCAUAAGGAAUCAAAAUCUGCUGCAUGGCUUUUACUAAUGGAGUUUUUAAAAAAAUGCUGAACUUCUCAGCUUCUUUCAAGAAUUAGUAGAUUAGUGGGGAAAGGGAUGGGGGGGGGGGGCAGUUUCCCAUCACUUUGUGUCUGUAUGUGCAUACUGAAGGUAAACUGGGACUUUCAAAGCAAAACACCCACUGUGUGAUGAAAUUCUGAGAACCUGGCUUAGAGCAGUGCCUAGGAGUCUGAAAGCCAGUCAAAAGCAUGAAAAUUAUGAACUCGGCAUAAACUAGGAGGUAAAUACUAAAAAA
Oxyura jamaicensis (ruddy duck) is the source of this 2979-nucleotide messenger RNA. It is a transcript of the gene TRMT6, whose product is annotated as tRNA methyltransferase 6. The record is from RefSeq and is a predicted model, not a curated record. Gene Ontology annotation, cellular component: tRNA (m1A) methyltransferase complex; nucleus. Lineage: Eukaryota; Metazoa; Chordata; Aves; Anseriformes; Anatidae. Gene Ontology annotation, biological process: tRNA methylation.